Messenger RNA from Vespa crabro (European hornet), 3244 nucleotides. Its product is annotated as leucine-rich repeat-containing protein 49. The record is from RefSeq and is a predicted model, not a curated record. Bases 259 to 3177 code for a protein of 972 amino acids. The transcript has 8 exons. Gene Ontology annotation, molecular function: protein binding. Lineage: Eukaryota; Metazoa; Arthropoda; Insecta; Hymenoptera; Vespidae.
UUAAAUGCUACAACGAUGAAAAUAUUUCAUGAACGAAAUAUUCAAUUAAUAAUAUCUUUUAAAAGUUAUCCCACUGAAUUACGCAAUAAGCAAUAAAAAAUAUAAAUUUACAAAGAAAAUACAUAUGAUCAGAAUUUAAAACAAUAAUAUCAUUAAGUAACAAUCGAAUAAUGCUCUACGGCGCAAUACCAAACACGAUCUUGACUUCAAGCAUCAAACACGGUGGCGUAGCAUUACAAAUAUGUCGAUAUUUAUUAAAUGAUAGGAAUAAACUUGUGUAUAUACUCUGUAACUAUUAAAAUAAUUUUUUUAUGUUUUGGUUAUGUGAUGCCAGUAAGCAAUAAGAUAGAAGCGCGGGUAAAAACUGUAAAUUUUAAUAUAAAAGGAAGAUCGGCCAACCAAACGGAAUUUCAGGAUGAUAAUAAAUUUUUAACAAUAGCACCAGCACUACCAGUUUUACCUGGAACACUUACACCGCUUAAAUUAUCAAAACGUUCCUUUAGUUCUAUAGGAUCAUCUUUUAAUUUUGAAUCCUCUGAAGUUGAAAGUUGUAAUGUAGUUACAUUACAAUGGACAGGAGAAGGGAGAACAGUCACUGCAAUACGAACACCUGCAGAAAAAGAAAAAAAUCCUGAUAGAAUAUCUCUUGAUAGAAGAGGUUUGACUGUGUUCCCUAAUAUAAUAGGAGAAUCAAAGUUACGCUUAAUUUCUUUACAACACAAUCUUCUUACAAAGAUUGAAGGAUCAAAUUUUGCUCAAUUAACAAAACUAGUAUUUCUUGAUUUAUAUGAUAAUCAAAUAGAAAAGAUCUGUAACUUAGAAUGUUUAGAAAACUUAAGACUCCUUUUAAUGGGUAAAAAUAGAAUUAAAAAAAUUGAAGGGUUGAUGCAACUUUGCAAACUUGAAAUUUUAGAUCUACAUGGUAAUCAGAUAGUGCAAAUAGCAGGUUUGAAUGGCCUUUCGUCUUUGAAAGUACUUAAUUUAGCUGGAAAUAUUAUUAAAACAAUAGGAUGCAAUGAUUUCAAUGGUUUGACAUCCUUGAAAGAAUUAAAUUUGAGACGUAAUAAAAUAAAAAAGCUUUUAGGGUUUGAAGAUAUACCACAACUGCAGAAAUUAUAUUUAAGUAACAAUGAUAUAUACAAAAUAGAAGACAUGGGAAAUGUAGUAAAAGCAUUCCAGAUAAAAGAGAUUUCAAUUGAUGGAAAUCCGAUAACUUUAAACAGUGAUUAUAUAUCUUUUCUUGUAUCUUACUUACCAAAUCUUCAAAUAUUAUCAUCAAUGCAGAUUACUGAACAAAUUCGUAGAACUGCUAUUGCUUGGAGAACUGCAAAGGAGCAAGCAAAUUCAGCUUUCUUGGAUCUUAGUACACAAGUAUGUAUGAAUGUGCAACGAGAAGAGGUAAUUUCUAAUGCAAAAACGAAGUGGGAGUUUUUAAGAUCAAAAAGCAAGUCUUCUGCUACCAAUGACAAUAAGAUGAAUAAUUGCAAAGUUAAUAAUAGCAAUAGUACACAUAUACUUAAUUCAAACAAACUUAAUAUUACUAGACCAAAAAGCUUAAAUAAAGGAAGGUUGAAAGGAUUUGGAAGUUUAACAUCUAUAAAUGAAAACGUAGAAGCAACUAAAAUCCAAAUAAAGAAAAGAAGUAACUCUACUGAUAAUCUACUUAAACUAGAAGAUGCUGCUAAAGCAUAUCCAUUAGAAUUUAAACUUCCACCUAUUUUAAGUUCUAUAAUUGAUAAUUUAAUGAAUAAUAAAUUUAAUGAAAAUUUGUUGAAACUUGGAAAUAGUUUAGGAACAUUGAAUGAUGUGACAAUUGGUGCCAAUAGUGAAUCUGAAAGUUCAGAAAGUCAUGAAAGCUUAAAAAGUGGUUUACGCUGUCAUUUAAUACAUUCAAGUAGACAUACAUCCCCUGUUGAUUCUGAAAAACUUUCUAAACAUAAUAAAUUUACAAAAGAUGAUGAUUUAUCUUCUACAUCAAAAACAUUUACAAAUAUGAAAAAUCAUGUUACCGAAUCAUCAGUUUUCAAGAAUCACAAAACUACUAUACAAUUUAACGAUUAUAAUGUGACAUCUAAUAUCAAAGAAAAUUUAUCCACAAAAUUGUUUCAUGAAGAUAAAAUAUCCAAACAAAAUAUUCCAAAUGAUUGUGAAUCAAUUCAAUCUAAAUCAAAUAUUAAUCCUGUUGAAUAUUAUUCAGUAAGAGAUUUGGAGAAAAAUAGACACAGAGUAAAAAGUGCACAAGUAAAAAAAAUAGUUCAUUAUAGAAGUAACAGAGCAGCUACUGCUAGAGUAAAAUAUAGAGCUAUACCAUCUCCAAGUCCAAUGCCGCAGCAAAUUUUACCAAGAGAAAGAGAACAAGGUAGUGAUUAUUUAAUUGAAAUCAUUGGUCGUUGUCUAAAUGUUUUUGGACAAGGGGCAUUACGCUUUAUUGAUCGUUCAUGGGAUACUUUAAAAGCAGAAGAUGUUAAUAUAGUUAAAUUCAAUUACAUUCAGUUUAAUAGCAUAGCUUUGAUUUUAAGUAAAUUGAAAAAUCGAUUUCCAAAUGUAGAACAUUUUUUAUUCAAAGAAACCAAUAUCAGUCAUCUAGGACAAAUUAACGCUUUAGCCGAAGUCCAAGGUCUUGAAAGUGUGCGUAUAGAGGCAGAAGGAAAUCCAAUAAUAUCAAAAAAUUGGAGAUCUUAUACUAUAUUUCGGUUAGCACAUUGGGGACUUCAUACUAUCAAUGGCAAUGAGAUUACUAAAGAAGAAAUAGAACAUGCAGAUCAAGAAUAUGCUGGAUUGGUAGAUAUUGUAAUACGAUCACUGCCAGAUUCUUUACUGCAACCAUUAUUACAAAGGCUACAUCUAGAAAAGGUUCAAAAACAGAAUGGGGAGGAAAUUACUGCCAAACAAUUUUUAUUUAACAGCGAUCCUGCUCUUAGAAGCGUCGUUGGAAAAGAAGCCCUUCAAUGGAGGAAGGGGAGUAUAACACAAGAGGAUCUCAUUUGGAGACACAAAGGAAAAGUUCAUUUAUUAAAUUUAAUUGAUCUUACUGUUGAUGCCAUUGAAAAAUUACAAAUACUUGAAAAUGAAUGGCCAAGCAUCUUAAAUAAAAUCAUUUACCAGGCUUUGUCUGAUUUUUCGGAAAUGGACACAUAUAUGAAACAAUGCAGUAAAAUGCUUGAAAUUGAUAAGUAAUCUAUUAAUUACAUAUAAUUAUCAGUAAAAUAUAUAUUGCUAUGAAAAAAAUGUAGUAAAAGUGAAA